This is a messenger RNA of Colossoma macropomum (tambaqui), 4463 nucleotides long. RefSeq names its product protein phosphatase 1, regulatory subunit 10 (gene ppp1r10). Lineage: Eukaryota; Metazoa; Chordata; Actinopteri; Characiformes; Serrasalmidae. The transcript is spliced from 18 exons. The record is from RefSeq and is a predicted model, not a curated record. Gene Ontology annotation, cellular component: nucleus. Bases 549 to 2939 code for a protein of 796 amino acids. Gene Ontology annotation, molecular function: metal ion binding.
GUCUGAGGUAAGUGUGAGGACGGAGGUGUUUUUCAGAAAAGAAAAAAAGGAAGAAAAAAAGAAUUAAAACGUUGAUUGUUGUUGUUUUAUAAACUUUACCCCCCAUUUAUUCACUUUGGACUUCAAUCCUGGCGAAUGUGAAGCAUUUUGGUGUAUUUUCGCAUAAUUUAUUUUGGUUACUUUAUUUUCUAUAUUUUUUCUAAUCGGAUUUUGUCCCUUUCCUUUGUUGCAGGUCUGAAACGGUCUCAGUGAAGAUCUGACGUCGAGGAUUUUUCAACUGUGUUUGAAGACCAAAACCCCAAAAACAUGUUUUUUCUACUCGAGUAACGGACAUUUGCUUCCUACGUUUUUUCUGCUCCAGAUUGUGCAAGAAGGAAAUGCUAGAUUCUAGCCACCACAAUCCCGCCCAUUAAGCCAUUUUUCAGCCAUAAAGAUAUAAAGACAUGACAGUUUAGGCUGUCUUAAACUGGUCUGAAAAUUGUUGCUGUUUAAGCACAAUAUAUUAUAGGUACCCGAGACGCAGAGGAGAGUUAUAAAUAUAGCCUAUAAUGGCGGUAGGCCCAGUGGACCCCAGGGAGGUGCUGAAAGGAGUGGAGGCUCUGCUUGGGAAGGACGGAGAACUCAGGAGCCUAGAGGGUGUUGCCAAAGUCUUCAGUCUAAUGAAGGCCUCACAUAAAAUGGUCAGCAGGUGCAUGUAUCUGAACAUCUUACUGCAGACCAAGUCUCACGACAUUCUUAACCGAUUUAUCCGUGUGGGUGGCUACAAGCUGCUGAACUCUUGGCUCACAUACUCAAAGACCACCAGUAACACCCCUCUGCUGCAGCUUAUUUUGCUUACACUGCAGAAACUGCCCCUUACUGUGGACCAUCUUAAACAGAACAACACAGCAAAGUUGGUUAAGCAUCUAAGCAAGAGUGGAGAGACAGAAGAGUUACGGAAGCUUGCUUCAGUACUUGUGGACGGUUGGAUGGCCAUUAUCCGUUCUCAGAGCGUUUCCAGUGGCGUUUCACCAAACGACAAGAAACGGAAGAAAGAAGACAGUAAAGUGCGUCCUGAGGUGAAGGCUGGGGAGAAAGGGUCAGAUGAGGAGAAGAAGAGAGAAAAACCAAAAGCUCAUGCUCCCAGCCAUGCCAAGAUUCGCUCCACAGGUUUAGAGGUGGAGACCCCAACACCAAUCCCUCCUAAAAAGCCACCUGCUGUCCCUCAACUUGGUGAUAAAUAUAACAUCAAACCAGCAGUUCUCAAAAGGCCUAGUUCCUCCCUGUCUGAUGCUCCCCCUGUGGAAAAGAAGUACAAGCCUCUUAACACCACUCCCAACUCUGCCAAAGAGAUUAAAGUCAAGCUCAUACCUCCACAGCCAAUGGAGAGCCCUGGCUUUCUGGAUGCCCUUAAUUCUGCUCCAGUGCCUGGAAUUAAAAUCAAGAAGAAGAAGCCUAAAGCAGCAUCUCCUACAUCAAAUAAGCCAUGUCCAUUUGACAGCAAGCCCCAGACAUACACCGGCGCACAGGCAAAGCCUUCUUCCCCUGAGGCUCCUGCAUCACAGACUCCUCCCCAUGAGCCCCAAGACAUGGAACAGCCAGGGACGCCUGUCCCCACGGAAGAACCAGAGGCUAUGGAUACUGGUGAUAAGCCCAAUGCUCUUUCAGAGCCACGUGGAGAGGAAGAGAGUCUGACGAAGAAAGGAAAGAAAAAGAAGAGUGUUCGCUGGGCAGAAGAAGAGCAGCUCAAAGAAUACUUCUACUUUGACCUGGAUGAGACUGAAAGAGUGAAUGUUAAUAAGAUUAAGGACUUUGGUGAGGCGGCUAAGCGGGAGCUGAUGAUGGACAGGCAGACGUUUGAGAUGGCACGUCGUCUCUCACAUGACACCAUGGAGGAGAGAGUGCCCUGGACACCCCCGCGACCUCUCACACUGUCAGGUAGCCUGGUCAUUCCAGGGGCCAACAGCAGUGAGAAACUGACCCAGAGAGACAGAGAGAUGGGCAUUCUACAGGAAAUCUUCCUCAGCAAGGAGAGUGUCCCAGACAGCCCCCACGAGCCAGACCCAGAGCCUUACGAGCCAAUGCCACCACGUCUCAUUCCCCUUGACGAGGAUUGCACUAUGAUGGAUGACAGUUACAUGGAGCCUGCUGACAGUACAGCUGCAGCGUGCACUACCACUGCUCCCCAGGAGGGAUCCAAGCUUCCCCCUGUGCUGGCUAACCUAAUGGGUAGCCUUGGCAACAGUAGUCGCAGUCCCCAAACACAGGGCAACGCACCCCCUCCCAGCAACCCAGCAGUGAAUGUCCAGGAACUUCUCAGCUCCAUCAUGGGUGCGCAGGGUUCUAACCAGUCAGCAGAGGACUUGAUAAAGCAGCCUGAUUUCUCUGACAAAAUCAAGCAGCUCUUGGGCUCAUUACAGCAGAACCAGAAUCAGAACCAGAACCAAAACCAACCAGCCAAUGCACCACAGAUGAACGCGGGUUUGCUUGGCCAUGGUCCAGGCAUGAAUAUGAACAACAUGAACAUGCAGAUGCCCGUGAAUGGGGGUUACCCCCCAAACAAGCCCCCUGGUGGACCUCACUACAACCACCCACCUCCUCCCCAUGGCCACGGACCCCCUUUCAACUCUGGAGGUGGCCCUCGCAUGAUGGGCCCUCCACCUGGUCCACAGGGCCGCGGAGGAGACAAUGGCAAUUACUGGGGCGAUGACUCCAUGAGGGGAGGGCCACACCGAGGAGGCCACUUCCACCGGGGACGAGGAAGAGGAGGAGACCAGGGCUUCAGAGGACGUGGGGGCCGAGGGGGACCCAGAGGGGGACACAAUAACAUGGGUGACAUGUCGAAAAGACCUGUGUGUCGCCAUUUCAUGAUGAAGGGGAGCUGCAGAUAUGAAAACAACUGUGCGUUCUACCACCCAGGCGUGAACGGUCCCCCGCUACACCCUCAACAUGGGCAUUAAUUUGAAAGUCAUAAAACUCUGAAAGACUUCAUACAUGUACACUUAUUGUGAACCUGCCUCUCCAUCUCCGAAUAAGGCUGUAAGACUCAAAAUGAGCCUCACCUGAUUUAGAACAAGAGGACAGAAAAGGAGGGAUGCUUUAUUUAGGCCAUUUAUUUCUCCUCAGUGUUUACAGCUGCCUAAUCUGCAAUGAAGACACAUUACAAGUCCAGCCCUGAACCCAUUUUACUCACCUUAUCUUUAUGGAAAGUAAAGCUAAGACUGGUUCAACAGAACUAAGUGUUCAACUGAGAAACACUCAAGCCUGUGGUAACUCUGUGGUGUCAGUGGAGGACAUUUACACUGACACACGCAGGAUCCUCCUGUGUAAAUAGAGACUUGGUGUUGGCGUGAUCACUCGUGUAGAUAAUAUAUAUUUUUGUGAUCGCAUAUGCUACAGUGACUUAAGACUGCUGAAGAUUGUGCCCACCCCGUUCACUUCCUGUGACCACUAUGUUCGCUUAUUUUGUUUUUGUUCGUUCCAGUGGUACUGUUUUCUUUUGAAUUUUGAAUUUGGUUUGGCACUACAGAACCUCAGACAUAUGUUGCCAUAUGAUCUCAACUGUAAGAUGUGUGAUUCAUAUUUUUCUUUCUUUUUAUAUAUAUAUUUUUCUUUACCCUUGACUUGAGAAGCACCUUACUGUGUUUUGUGGUGUACAGUCCUCCACAUUUUUUUAUUUCAAACCCAGUUGGCCAGGCAGGUGCAUCCUCACAUGCCUGGCCGAUAUGAACUAGACUCAGGCUGCCUGCCUGCCUGCCUGUGUGUGUGGUAUUGGCAGGAAAUUUCCCAUGCUGUAUGAAACAGGUGUGUGCAAAGAGCACGCGAUGAACUGUGUAGGUUACACUGUACCUGCCAGUGUCAUUACCAAGGUGUUUAUUAUUUCACUGAACUCAGAUGCAGAAUUAUGGGAAGCACAUCAGUUUUUUUCCCCCACAAGAUUUUAAAACACUGUUGAAUAAUUUGGCUGAGCCUCAUGAACCAAAAUUAUUUAAAAAAUAGCUACUAAUAGUGUGACAAUCAGGAUGUUUAAUUUUGUUUCCACACUUGUUUCCAUGCUAUCAUUUCAUUCAGCGUAUAUGUAUGUAUGUGUAUGUGAGCAUGUAUAUCCAUGCAGUCACAUUCUCAGCUGUGAAGCACGACUGAAGUCCAGCUGUGACUCAUUUGGGCCACAGCUAUGUCGUGUCUUUGUCCAUCAGUGUUCGACUGAGCCUUGCCUGGGCUUGGAACCACUCUCUGGGCCAACAUUAUUCGAAGUGUUUUCUGUGAAAACAGUGGCCUUUGUGUCUCUUGUGGGACUACUUUUUUUUCUGUUUGGUUCAUUUUUUCUUAUGUUUUUAUUUUCAUAGACGUCUGAUAAUGAUUAUUUUUUCUUAUUUUUCUUAACCUCUAUCUGAAUGAGGUUAAUUUGUGUUAGAAAGGUUUGUGUCUAUGAGUCAGAGUACAGGGCAUAAACACACAUUUAUAAACAUACACAAAUAUCUGUA